AUAAAAGAGUCAAUUGAAAACUAUUAGAAUGGCAUUCAAUGACUUUUAGAACUACCUGACAGUUAGAUUUAACAUGUCGUCUAAUUCAGUUAUUAAAAGCGUUGCAAAGAAAUUAAAAUAUUAUUUUGAAGUGAAAAGAUUGGAAGAUGGUUUUGAUUUGUCAGAUGUUCAUCAGCCCCAGUUGAUGCACCCACCUUUAAAAACUCUGCCUGCCCAUCAGUAUAACAUGCGACACGAUAGAGCGCUCAAGCAUUACUUCAGUGAGCCUGAAGUUCGAAUCCAACUCACGCAUUUGAAUUCUAAAAAUGCUAAGGGAAAUCUUAGCACUAAACGAGAGCAACAGGUCAGGAAGAUGCUGGACAGUUACAUGAAACAGUAUUCAUUUCAGAAAAGUGCCCCACCAAGCUGCUAUCAUUACCACAGAUCUAAGGGCUGUACUCAUCCUACAGAAACCUCGGGAAUUCUUCAUAGAAGAAAGAAAAAAAGAAACCUGAUUGGAGGCUGGCCUACACUGAGAGCACGCCCAAGUCAACACAUAUCUAAAGGGGAAGCAACCAGGCUGGUCAACUCUGCUACAAAAAUCUUAGCUGCUUCUGAAGUUAUUCAAAACAUUGACCAUUCAAGAUUAAGGCUACCAUCUGAAGUUUCUGAGAGUAACUAUGGCCUUUAUCCUGGGGCUGUGGACUAUUCUUUGUUACAAUAUGAGCCAAUUGUUCGCAAGAAGAAUGGCUCUAAAAGAUCAAUUACUGCCAAGUUACCUAAUGAGUAUCAGACCAAAAAAAGUCAGUCAAGUAAAUAUAAGGCAUAUGAUGAUACACAUAAUAAAAAAAGGCACAGUCCAGUUUUCCGUCCAAACUCUCCAACACCUUCUCAAAGCUCGAGCUCAACUUACUCUUCAGUAAGUCACAGCAGGAGCUCGCGCAGUAGAACCAGCUCCCAAAGCAGAACAGCAAGAAGUAGAGAUAGUUCUGGUAGCAGUACAGCAAGAAGUAGAGAUAGUUCUGGUAGCAGUACAGCACAUAGUCGUGAUAGUUCCAGCAGCAGUACAGUACAAAGAAAAGAUAAACCUUCCACACCACCACCAUCAGCCAAGUUUCUGUCCAGGACUUUCAUCAAUUUGCCAGAGGUAAAUCAGCAAGAAGAAGUGGGGGUUGUUCAUUCUACUCAAACUGCAACAGAUGAAAAUGAAUUACAGAAUCAUGCUGACAAGAAUAGGCAAGAUAAAGCUCAGAAUUCAGAAAUUCAAGAUGGCCCCAUAUGUGAGUACCAGGUGCAUGUGCGCACUGGGAAUCGCUUGGGAGCAAGCACCAAAGCUCCCAUCAAGUUGAUUAUGUAUGGGGAGAAAGGCAGAACCAAAGAGUUUGUUUUGGCCAAAUCAAAGACCAACAAAAUUCCAUUCCAAAAGGGCAAGGAGGAUUUGUUUAUAAUUUCUACAUACCAUGUUGAUAGACUAAAACAAAUACAGAUAGGACAUGACAGACCAGAGUUGAAUUUUGCCUGGUAUCUGGAAGGAGUGACCAUCUACGACAUGUACAACAAGCAAAUCUUCCAAUUCCCUUGUGAGAUGUGGCUGUCUGGUCAGGAUGGAGACAAAAAGACAUACAAGAUCUUACAGGCAGAUCGUGAGAGAGACUUUAUUGAUGCCUUGGAUGACAGACUGGGGCCAACACCAAGAGACCAGGUGAAUUCCUCCGAGGAUUCUGAUCAUGUGGUUGCUGUAGAAAAACAGAAGAGAAGUAAAAAUGUCAGAAAGAAACAGCCGACAAAAACUUCGAGUGAGACAAGUUCCAGUGAAUCUGAUGGUGAGGGAGGGAGCAGUUCAUCAGGACCUCAGGUCAUUCACAGGGUGGACAAGAGAAAGGAGAAGAGGAGUGCGCAGAAGUCAGCACCCCCUGUCAGACAAGAUGUCGACCAGCCCCCACAGGUGAAGGGCCCAGUUAUCACACUCCACACCAGCCCAGGGGGUCAAAAGGUUGAUGAAAUCCACAUGGACAGUCAAGGACAAUCUGGCAAGGAUUACAGAGACACGGCUAGGUCAUCCAAAGACACGGCCAGAUCAUCCAGAGAUACAGAUAAUCUUGAUGGAAAUAAAUUUGAAGAAGACAAGAAGAGACAGAUUGACAGAGAGAGAGCUAUGGAAGCCGCUAUGAUGCACGGAAAGGGAAUUCAUGAAGCGGUGCGGACGGGUGACCUUGAGAGAGUUAAACACUUGCUUCAUCAGUACCCAGAGAUGAAAGACUUCAAAGAUGAAAAUGGCUGGACACCCCUCCAUCUGGCCGCUGGGCGGGGCAACAUUGAGGCACUGCGCUGGCUAGUUACCAGUGAUGCUGAGAUUGAUGCAGAAACACCCACAGGCCACAUGGCCAUGCACAUUGCUGCUCUUAAUGGCUAUGUCAACUGUAUGAUGCUUUUACAAGCCAUGGGAUCCUCUAUCUUACAUCUAACUAAAGAAAAACAAACAACAUUACAUUUGGCUGCCAAAAGUGGUCACCUGGAGUGUGUCAAGUGGUUGGUGGCCAACAGAGCCCAGCUGAACGCCGUGGAUAAGAACGGCCACACCGCCCUGAAGCUGGCAGAAGACAACCACCAGGAUGCCUGCGCUGAGUUCUUGAGGGUGUGCAUGAAAGAGCUGGCCAACCCUAAGAGCACUUUUGCUCAGAUUCACAGACAGUUAACAGGAAGUAGCCUCCCUCCCAUUGAAGAAGAUUCUAGUUCAGUCUCCAGUUCACCACAUUGGAAGGAUAAAAGAAGUGAAAGUUCUGGAGAUGAAAAUGAGAACACGAGGGAUAAAUCUAGAAAGCAUAUUAACCACCCUCAAGGAACCCAAGCCAAAGGAGUCUCUGUGAUACACGGACUGAGUCAGGAGGUCCAUUACUAGGAAGAUUAUGUAUUUUUAUUAGUUUUUAAAAUUGGUAACUAUUGUAUGGAACCCAUAAAAUUUUUGUCAAGAGGUCCAUUACUAGGAAGAUGAUGUGGUAUUUUAUUUUAAAAUAAAUAACAAUUGAAAUCCAUGAAACUUACUUUUGGAAUGCUGCCUCAAUUCUGUUGACAUGUAAAACAGCUGAAGUUCAAUGCCGUUAUCAGUCUUUCACAUGAGAUGAAUUGUUUACAAUUUAUUGCUACUAGCUAGGCUUUAAAAGCAGCUGACAGUGUACAUGAAAUCUCUCUCAGGGAGACUGUUUUAUUUUGUUGACGAAUUUCUGCUACAAAUCUUUAAACGUUGUGAACCCAAAGAAAUAUUCUAAAGAAAAUAAUCUACAAGUUUUAAUUUUAAAUAAGAUGUAUUAAAAUGUUCAAUACCUAUUUUAAUUUGUAAUAUCCAGAAUUUAAUAUAUUAUCAGAGAUUGUAUGGUUUUAUGUCAGAAAUGUCAUAAUUUAAUGUCAUUUCCUAAUGUCUUUAUUGAAUAUAAAUUAUUGCACAAAUUUUAAUUAUUUUUUGUGAAACCAUUUCCUAUGCAGAAGUUUUGUUUUUUCCACUAUUUUAUUCUCCCUGCUGAACAUGGUGUCUUUAUAUACCUAUUGUUCUAUACAUUUAAACAUAAAUUCAUUAAUAUUUUGUUCUCCUGCUAAUUUUACACCAGUAUCAACCUAUAUGAAAUUAUUUUGAGUAAAUUAAUUGUUAUAGAGCAUGUUAUUUUUAGUACCACUUAUUUAUAAUGUAACUGCAGUUGGCUGAAUGAUUAACCCUCAAUGUUUCUGUAUUUGUAGUCCAGUCCAGGACCAGUCACCUUUUUAAAAAGGAAUCCCUCACUAAAGUAUGCACGUGUGGUCAAUACUGCUGUACUCAAACACAUUUUUGUAACUUUAUAAAAAAAUGUGUUUCCCAUUCAACCUCAAAGCCAGUCAAAUGACCCCGCUCAAAGGGCUUUUAAACCGCUGUUAAAAGUCUCUUCCUUCUCAACAUAUGUUUGUUAUCAUUUUACUUAUUAUAAAGACCUCUUUUGAGAUUUUUCAUUUAUUAAAACAAAUUUAAAAGGUCUUUUUACACAGUUUUUUUUUUACUGCAAAGUGAACCUGUAUAAUAAACAACAAAACAAAUUAAAACAAGUUUGCUUGAACUGAUUGAAGGUGGAUAAAAACUAAACUCACAGCUAUUGGCUGUUUGAAUUUGAACAGUUCUGUGCUGCUCUAAGCUAGAAAUCUUAAAAUAUAUUUACUCUGUAUUCAAACAUAUUAAAGGCUAGUUGAACUUCUGACAGUAGAUGGCUAAUAUCUAUGGUAUCAGAAAUGUUUAGAUGGCUAAUAUCUAUGGUAUCAGAAAUGUUUAGAUGGCUAAUAUCUAUGGUAUCUGAAAUGUUUGUGCCUUAAUAAGUUAAUAUGCCAAGCUUACUAGCGUAACCUGGAAUGAGAUGGUAUGAAAUAAAUAAAUUUAUUACGUGAUAUACACCUCCCUACUUGAUGCUGUAAACUGAAGUGAAAUGGUAUAAAAAUAAAACAUAUACCUGUUACACAAUACAAGCUGGAUUGAGAACAUGUAAAUUAAUUUUAAAAAUGUUUUCCAAUGGCUUUUCAGUUUGAGAAACAUGAAAAUAGUAGCUAUGCACAUGAUUGUACUAUCUGAAAUCAGUUGACAACUUAAGCAAUAUCUAAGUUCAUGUUGUAAAUGUCAAGGAUCAUUGAGUUCCAUUAUUGGGAUUAAAAACUGUCUUAAUAAGUUAAUUUUACAUGUGUAGAUAAAUAUAUUGUAUCUGUGAUAAUGAUAAACACUUUUUGUUGCAGGGAAAUUAAAACCUUGAUA
This is a messenger RNA of Physella acuta, 4738 nucleotides long. RefSeq lists its product as uncharacterized. Gene Ontology annotation, molecular function: protein binding. The record is from RefSeq and is a predicted model, not a curated record. Lineage: Eukaryota; Metazoa; Mollusca; Gastropoda; Physidae.